AUGUGGUCUUGUAUCACAGACUUCUUCACCUAUGAAACCACUAAGUCAGUGGUGGUGAAGAGCUGGACCAUCGGCAUCAUCAACCGAGUCGUCCAACUUCUUAUCAUCAUCUACUUCAUCUGGUGGGUGUUCAUCAAUGAGAAAGCUUACCAGAUUACAGACACAGCCAUAGAGUCUUCAGUGCUGACCAAAGUCAAUGGUUUUGGAGUCUACAACAAUACUCUGAUGGAUGUUGCAGACUACGUCACUCCAACACAGGGGGCGUCAGUUUUCUGCAUCAUCACCAAACUAAUCAAAACAGAAAACCAAGUCCAAGGAUACUGUCCAGAGGCUGAGAGGAAGUUCAACUGUACUACAGACAGUGAUUGCAAAAGUCACACCAACGGAGGUUAUGGUGUUCUAACAGGGAGAUGCGUUCACAUUAAUAAAAGCAAAGGGAUGUGUGAGAUAAAGGGCUGGUGUCCUGCUGAGGUCGACACCAUCAAAACAACACCAAUGAAGGAAGUGGAGAAUUUCACCGUUUUCAUCAAGAACAGCAUCCGUUUCCCAACUUUCAACUACACCAAAGGAAACGUCCUUCCCACUCUCACUGAUGAGUAUGUCAAAAAAUGUAUUUUUGACACAGUCAACAACACGUACUGCCCAAUUUUUCGAGUGGGAGACAUGGUCCGCUAUGCCCAGCAGAACUUCACUGAACUGGCAAACAAGGGAGGAGUGAUAGGCAUAAAGAUCGACUGGAUGUGUGAUCUGGACAAGUCAGAUGACCAGUGUAACCCGUCAUACUCCUUCACUCGUCUAGAUGCCAUGUCACAACACAAUGCCGUGUCACCUGGCUACAACUUCAGGUUUGCCAAAUACUUUAAGAUGAAGAAUGGGACGGACUACCGCACUCUGGUUAAAGCCUACGCCAUUAGGUUUGAUGUGCUGGUCAAUGGAAACGCGGGGAAGUUCAACAUGAUCCCCACUCUCAUCAACAUGGUGGCGGCCUUUACUUCUGUGGGAGUGGGCACAGUGCUGUGUGAUAUUAUUCUGCUGAACUUCCUGAAGGGAGCUGAGCAGUACAAGGCCAAGAAGUUUGAGGAGGUGUCCGACGACCCUCUGGACUCCCAGGGUAAAGGGCUGUACCGCUCCCAGCUGUCACUCAGACACAGUGAUGACAUCAUGAGGUCCAGCGACUCUGGAGCGUUUUCUCUUGAACAUUACAUGUAA
Messenger RNA from Sphaeramia orbicularis (orbiculate cardinalfish), 1209 nucleotides. It is a transcript of the gene p2rx3b, whose product is annotated as purinergic receptor P2X, ligand-gated ion channel, 3b. Gene Ontology annotation, biological process: calcium ion transmembrane transport; response to ATP. Gene Ontology annotation, cellular component: plasma membrane. The transcript has 12 exons. The coding region runs from base 1 to 1209 and encodes 402 amino acids. Gene Ontology annotation, molecular function: purinergic nucleotide receptor activity; extracellularly ATP-gated monoatomic cation channel activity; ATP binding. Lineage: Eukaryota; Metazoa; Chordata; Actinopteri; Kurtiformes; Apogonidae. The record is from RefSeq and is a predicted model, not a curated record.